This is a messenger RNA of Toxorhynchites rutilus septentrionalis, 2502 nucleotides long. RefSeq lists its product as uncharacterized. The transcript has a single exon. The record is from RefSeq and is a predicted model, not a curated record. Lineage: Eukaryota; Metazoa; Arthropoda; Insecta; Diptera; Culicidae. Bases 1 to 2502 code for a protein of 833 amino acids.
AUGCUCGAGAAGUUGGAUGAGCAUCCGGAUGACUGGAGUACUAUUCUCGUAUUCAUGCUCAGUUCUCGUCUAGAUACCGUAACCAUGCGUAAUUGGGAGACAUAUCGGAGGUCAACAAAUGUUCCUACGUACAAUGAACUCGUCGAUUUUCUGCGCAGUCAUAGUUUGGUCCUUCAGUCUGUUGCCGCAUCUAAGCCUCGACUAUCCGAUCCUCCUCGCAUGUCUUCCGCAUCUCGUUCCAACACUUUCAAACUAACGUCUGUGCAUUCAGCCGUGUCGCCGUCGCAGAAAACAUGUCCUUUCUGCAAGAAGUCACCUCAUUCACCGUUCCAGUGUGAAACCUUUCGCAAAAUGACCGCUACUGAGCGGUACGGAGCCACCAAGAAAAAUUCGCUCUGCAUUAAUUGCCUAUCGUCAUCUCAUCUCGUCAAGAGCUGUUCUAGUGGAGCUUGCCGUGUGUGUAAUCAAAAGCACCAUACGAUGCUGCAUCAACGAACCAAUCCGCCAAAUAGCCAAUCAAACCAACCCCACCAAUCGAAGCUUCCGCCAUCUGGUUCGCAGUCAUCCUCCUCGUCCUACACUCCAGCAAACCACUCACAGUCGUCUCACUCAAGCAAUCUACAUGCGUCUCCUGAGAACCCAGCCCCCACCGUCUCUGCAAUUUCGACAAGCCACAUUUCAUCAGCACCCAACGAGCAACAGCAUAUCGUCCCAACAACGGUGUUAUUGUCAACCGCACUAGUGAAAGUUUUUUUUGCUAGUGGACAGUUCCUGUGGGCCCGAGCUCUUCUGGAUUCAGGGUCGCAGCUUAACUUCAUAUCGGAGCAGCUUGUCCAAAAAUUGAAGCUGAAUCGUGCAAGGGAAUUCAUCCCAAUCAGUGGUGUUGGACUUUCGUCUACUUUAUCCAAAUAUUCUACUACCAUUCGUAUCCAGUCCCAUCACCCUGGUUUUGAUACCAGUUGGAAAUUCCACUUUCUUCCUAAGAUCACGAUGGAAUUACCAAAUCAAGUCGUCGAUGUGUCAAGCUUCAAGUUUCCUUCGGACAUCGUGCUAGCGGAUCCUUCAUUCGGUCAACCCGGUCCAAUAGAUUUAAUUUUCGGCGUAGAAAACUUCUACGAUCUCCUAAGGGAUGGUCAAUUACAGAACGGUCCCGGAGAACCUAUUCUUCAAAACACUGCACUAGGAUGGUUGGUGUCUGGAAAGGUCAGAUCUGGAAGGAUAAAAUCAUCAGUCGUCAAUCUCGCUUGUUCAAUAGCCACAAUCGAGGAGCAGCUAGCUCGGUUUUGGGAAAUCGAGUCAUGCCGCACUACCAGUACGUUCUCAUUGGAGGAAGCUGCAUGUGAGGAACAUUUCGCCAGAACAACUUUCCGAGAUCCUAAUGGUCGUUUCGUCGUCGCUUUCCCUAAACGGGAAUCAACUUUUUCCAAACUCGGGAGUUCGAAAGAAAUUGCUACUCGUCGUUUCUUAUCUUUGGAACGAAGACUUCUCGCUAAUCCUGCCCUGAAGGAUAAUUAUUCAGCAUUCAUUCGUGAGUAUGCGGAGCUCGGACACAUGGAGAUGGUAGCCAACCCUGACCCACAACUACCAACAUACUAUCUACCCCAUCAUUGUGUCAUUCGACCAGACAGCAUUACCACGAAGUUGAGAGUGGUAUUCGAUGCAUCAUGUCCAACGAAUACUGGGGUGUCUCUUAAUGAUACCCUCAUGGUUGGUCCGCAGAUACAAGACGAUCUGGUUGCCAUACUCCUUCGAUUUCGAUUUCCUCAGUACGCUAUCAUCUCUGACAUCGAGAAGAUGUACAGACAAAUCAGGAUGUCUCUCCUCGAUCAGCAACUCCUACUGAUUCUUUGGAGAGAGUCACCUUUGGAACCUAUAAAGACAUACCGACUGACCACAGUAACAUAUGGUACUUCAUCGGCCCCGUACCUCGCGACCAAAUGUUUACAGCAACUCUCGGAAAUUGGAUCCAAGAGCCAUCCUGUAGCUGCGGCUGUAAUGGGCAAGGAUUUUUAUAUGGAUGACUUACUCACAGGUACCAACACUGCUGAAGAAGGUCAAGCGCUCAUCCAACAGCUUCUCCAGCUGACGCAAUCAGCAGGGCUACAGCUUCGUAAGUGGGCUUCUAACAGUAAAGAAAUUCUGCAGGCUGUUCCCGAAAACCUGAGGAAUGAACGCACAUUGCACAUUGAACUUCGUGAGUCAACAGAAAACCUCGUUCGAAUCGCACAGGAAGAACGGUUUACUCAAGAUUUUAAAGAUAUAUCUCGCGAUGGACAGGUCAAGAAAAAUUCGAGGCUGAAGGCUCUUUCUCCGCUGAUAGCCAACAACAUAUUGCGCGUCGGGGGUCGGCUGCGAAACGCUCCAGUAACGUUUAACCAGCGGCAUCCGAUGAUCCUCCCAGAUCGACAUCCGUUGACUGAGCUGAUCCUAAGGUUCUAUCAUCUUAACCUUCUCCAUGCUGGACCUCAGUUAAUGACAGCAGCGGUUCGGGAACGAUUUUGA